AUGAAUACCACAAAUAGAACACUUAAUCAAAAAGAAAGAUAAUUAGAAAUUUUGAUACUGAGCCAAUUUAAAUAUAGAUUAUAAUCUCUAAAAAAGAAUGAAUCAGUAUUACAUCACCCUCUCUCAGGAACAGUGAAUUUGAGCAGUUUUUUAAAUAUAUUGCAAUGGAGAAACCUAUCAAUAAUUUACAUUUAAAACGCAGAAAACAGAGAAGUUUCAAAACACACAAGAUGCCAGAAGAUGAAGAGAUGGAUGAAGAGGAUGUGAUAUUAGAUACCUGCGUUUUACUUAAUAGUGGACAGAUCUCAAAGACUGAAGUCAGUAUUGAACAAAAGGAGCCAGUAUGGGUGACUGCUGUACAAAUGUUCGUCCCAUUCAUUGUGGCUGGGUUUGGAAUGGUUGCAGCAAGUUUGUUAUUAGAUAAGGUACAGCAUUGGCCAGUAUAUAAAGAUGUUAGCGAGGUGUAUAUCCUAGUACCUGCACUUCUGGGUCUCAAAGGAAACUUGGAAAUGACAUUAGCGUCUCGACUGUCAACACAUGCGAAUUUGGGACAUCUCGAUACACACCAUCAGAAAAUCGCUUUGAUCGGAGGAAAUCUUGCCUUAAUAUUGUGCCAAGCCAUUGUAGUAGGAUUCUUAGCCUCAGUAGCAGCGGUGAUAUUCGGUUGGGUUCUAAGUGGGGACAUCAAUCUCAAACAUGCUCUUUUGUUGUGUGCCAGCAGUAUCGUCACUGCUUUUGGGGCCAGUUUUAUUUUAGGUUUGGUAAUGGUUGUUGUAAUUAUUGUUUCUAGGCAUUUUCACAUUAAUCCUGACAAUGUCGCUACUCCUAUAGCAGCAAGUUUAGGAGACUUAACAACUUUGGCGUGUUUGUCAUGGUUAGCUUCAGUUUUUUACCAUACUAUGGAUACACAUCCGUACUUAACAUCAAGCUCUAUUGUGAUUGGGCUGCUAAUGGUGCCUCUUUGGGCUUGGUUAGCCAGCCAAAAUGAAUUUGUAAACAAAGUCCUCUUCAGUGGUUGGAGUCCCGUCGUAACAGCUAUGAUAAUUAGCAGUGUCGGUGGACUUAUUUUGGACUUUACAGUUUCCCAAUUUAAGGGAGUAGCUGUAUUCCAGCUUGUUAUAAACGGAGUUGGAGGGAAUCUGGUUGCAGUACAAGCCAGUAGGAUAUCUACUGAGUUGCACAGUAUUGCACAACCAGGGUACUUACCACCACAUAUGCAAGUAUGCUUAAGCCCUUGUUCGGCUUUUUGUGAUAAAAAAGAAACAAGCCAUGCGGGUACCGCACAAAUGUUGAUGCUGAUGGUGAUACCUGGGCACCUCAUUUUUUCUUAUACUAUAAGUUAUCUCGAAGCAGGUCAUACUUCAUUUACAGUUAUUUUUAUGACGAUUUACUUAGCCGCUGCUCUAUUGCAAGUGUUUUUGUUGUUAUACAUCGCCCAAAUUAUGACUCUCAACAUGUGGAAAUUAGGAAUUGAUCCUGAUAACUCCGCUAUACCUUAUUUAACGGCCAUAGGAGACUUACUAGGAACAAUGCUCCUAGCACUAGCUUUUCACUUACUCUUCCUCAUUGGAGAUAGAGAUAGUGACGUUGGUGAUUAAAGUGAUGUUACAGAUUUUCCAGGGUGGAUUGUGCAAAUCCCAUACUUGGGGCCAUAAUCUUAUAUUUAUUGUGAUUAUAUUUUAUUGUACAAAUCAUAUUAAAUUUAUAGGUGCUAUAGGAAAUUAUUUAAAAUAAAUUUUUAUUGAACACAA
Messenger RNA from Diabrotica virgifera virgifera (western corn rootworm), 1751 nucleotides. Its product is annotated as solute carrier family 41 member 1-like. The transcript has 3 exons. Bases 165 to 1598 code for a protein of 477 amino acids. Gene Ontology annotation, cellular component: plasma membrane. Gene Ontology annotation, molecular function: monoatomic cation transmembrane transporter activity. The record is from RefSeq and is a predicted model, not a curated record. NCBI's taxonomy places the organism in Eukaryota, Metazoa, Arthropoda, Insecta, Coleoptera, Chrysomelidae. Gene Ontology annotation, biological process: monoatomic cation transport.